Messenger RNA from Triticum urartu, 1040 nucleotides. NCBI's taxonomy places the organism in Eukaryota, Viridiplantae, Streptophyta, Magnoliopsida, Poales, Poaceae. The record is from RefSeq and is a predicted model, not a curated record.
GGGAGAAUCGACCAGGGUGAGGAGUUCGCCGGCGUCGAAGCCACGGACCACGGCGGCGCAAGCUUGAAGGGGCCGGUGGCCAUGGCGGGGAGGUGGCGCUGCGCUCGGGUGCCGCAUGCCUCCUCUGCCGCUCCUUAUUUCUUUCUUCCCAACUCCUUCUCUCUUGCACGUCGCCGUCCUACUUCCCACGUAGCAAAGAGAUUGAGGAAGAGGCGGGAGUCGGGUCAAUCGAUUUGUCGCACGACGGAUGCGGCACUCCUUGUUCCAUCAAGAUCAACAGGCUGCAGAGGGAGGCGGAAGAGGAGCCACGACCUCGGAGCAAGAGAAUGCCGCCUAGCAUGCAUCUGACUGUAACUGUUUUAUCCAUGAGAUGGAGCAUAAGAGAAGUGCAUCUCUAAAAUUCACAGUUUUGAACCCAAAGAGACGCAUCUAGACAAUGGUUGCAUGAGUGGUUCCAGUGUCAUAUACGCCAACAUGAAUUCGCUACGAGGUUGGAGAUUUGGGAUUGGAUGCUGCGCCAAGAACGAGGGACAAGGUGCUGAACUAAGUAGGGGCAGAAUGAUUCUUCAGGAUGAGUCAGAAACUGAAGAAGAUGAUCCCUUGGACACAGAAGAUGCUUCCUCUGUCCUCAUCGCUGCACUACAGUCUUUCGGCCAAGCUCUGGUGAAUGACAACGAAGAAAAAGAUAUCGUGAAAGAGGUAGAUGUCUUCUUGCGUCCUACCCUAAAUGACAGGGGCUCUCCUAUCAGCAAAAUAGCUACUCUGGAGGCGCAGAUGACGAUAGCAAGAGACCGUAUCUUGAGGAUAAGUGAAUGACUAUGAGGUCUACAUGUUAAGUAUAGAAACCUGACGAGGACAAGUGUGCGCUUUGCUGCCACUUCUUUGCCAGCCGGAGUGGCCUGUUUUCAGUGACGAUCAUGGAUCAUGGUGUACAUGCGUGUAUAUGUUGUGUUCUGAUAGAAUGUACUACAAGAUUUUCUUGGAAUGGUUUGGUACUUCUGUUUUAUUAUGCUAUGAAGAGUGUAUGUGUAUGUUGGUCC